AUGGCACCAAUAAUAGUACGAUGUGCAAAGCCUCAAAUGAUUCGGGCGCCUUGCCAAGCUCGGCCUCGAGGGCUCCCGUCGCAGCUACAUUUUCGUUUUCGAUACAACCACAGCAAUCAUCGAGCGUUCUCAUCAUCGGCCAAGCGUUACCGGCCCCAGUCGAAUUAUAAAGAGUCAUUUUGGACGCGGCUUCGAAAGGCCCUGGACGAUACAAAGAUCAAGUGGUAUCCCAUACCGGUGAGUGUGGGCAUUGGAUUUCUCGGCCUUGCCCAGGUGUACCGGAUCAAUGAGCGAGAAAAGGCACGGCAACAAGAAGAUGGGUUGGGGGAUAACGGAUAUGUAAAUGGCACCUCUGGGGGAAGUGAUGGUGAAGGCCCCGAAGGCAGCCCCCAAAAACGUCCUAAAAUCAGGCCAACUGGACCAUGGCAAAUCCAGGUCAUGUCAACGUUACCAUUGAAAGCCAUAUCGAGGUUAUGGGGUAAAUUUAACGAGCUUCAAAUUCCAUACUAUUUGCGGGUUCCUGGAUUCAAAUUAUAUUCGUUCAUUUUUGGUGUUAAUCUUUCAGAAGUAUCUGAACCCGAUCUCCAUGUAUAUCCAAACCUCGCUGCCUUCUUCUAUCGAACUUUAAAACCUGGCGUGCGGCCCCUAGACCCUAAUCAUAACGCCCUACUGUCCCCAUCUGAUGGGCGAGUGCUUCAAUUCGGAAGAAUUGUGGGUGGUGAGGUAGAACAAGUCAAAGGCAUGACUUAUAGUCUUGAUGCCCUUCUCGGGGCUCACGAACUAGACGAAUCCUACCCACCUAAAUCAUCCCAUGACAUGAUGCCAAAGAAAGGUGCCACUUCAUACAGAGAAGGGGACUCGGAAGUGAUCAAACAGGAUGAAGAGUUUGCCACUGUCAAUGGUAUAUCAUAUACAUUGCCCAAUCUUUUCUCGGGCCCACAUAAGGGACCGGACGCAAAGACCGCCGAUGCAUCUACAACCCCCAAACCAGCUUCAGAAGCCGAGGUUAGGGCGGAACUUGCACUGGGUGCUCGCCCUUGGUACGCACGUGUCACACAAGCAAAUCGAACUGCUUUAUAUUAUGUUGUUAUAUAUCUUGCACCAGGGGAUUAUCAUCGCUUCCAUUCACCCACCGCAUGGGUAGUUGAGAAGCGACGGCACUUUGCUGGGGAAUUGUAUAGUGUCUCGCCGUAUCUUCAACGGACAUUGCCUGGGCUUUUCACACUUAAUGAGAGAGUUGUGCUGAUGGGAAGGUGGCGAUGGGGUUUCUUCUCCUAUACGCCGGUUGGUGCUACCAACGUCGGAUCAAUUAAGAUCAAUUUCGAUCGGGAAUUGCGCACAAACUCCCUAACCACUGACACUGCUGCUGAUAAGGCAGCCGAGCAGGCCGCAAAACGUGGUGAGCCUUAUAGCGGCUUUGCAGAGGCUACUUACGAGGCCGCCAGCCCCAUAUUACACGGCCACGCUUUAAGGCGAGGUGAAGAAAUGGGUGGUUUCCAGUUAGGUAGUACCGUCGUCCUGGUCUUUGAGGCGCCAAAGAAGAAGCGGCCUAGUCUCGAUGAAGGAUGGAUGGGGGACGAAACUAAAAUAAAGGGCGGUUGGAACUGGACUGUUGAGAAGGGGCAGACUGUCAAGAUGGGACAGGCAAUUGGGUUUGUGGAUGAACCUUGA
Molecule: messenger RNA, 1671 nt
Organism: Venustampulla echinocandica
Lineage: Eukaryota; Fungi; Ascomycota; Leotiomycetes; Helotiales; Pleuroascaceae
Product: Phosphatidylserine decarboxylase proenzyme 1, mitochondrial
Exons: 3
Coding region: 1-1671 (556 amino acids)
Biological process (GO): phosphatidylethanolamine biosynthetic process
Cellular component (GO): mitochondrion
Molecular function (GO): phosphatidylserine decarboxylase activity
Source: RefSeq, a predicted model, not a curated record